Manacus vitellinus (golden-collared manakin) is the source of this 994-nucleotide messenger RNA. It is a transcript of the gene DCK, whose product is annotated as deoxycytidine kinase. The transcript has 7 exons. Gene Ontology annotation, molecular function: ATP binding; deoxycytidine kinase activity. Gene Ontology annotation, biological process: nucleobase-containing compound metabolic process. Gene Ontology annotation, cellular component: cytoplasm; mitochondrion. Lineage: Eukaryota; Metazoa; Chordata; Aves; Passeriformes; Pipridae. The record is from RefSeq and is a predicted model, not a curated record. Bases 267 to 809 code for a protein of 180 amino acids.
CCCCUCAGGUGCCCUCGCGCCCCAUCGGGCCGCCAUGGCCACCCCGCCCAAGCGCGGGCGGCACGACCGCCGCGUCAAGAAGUGCGCCGUGGAGGGGCAACAUCGCUGCAGGGAAAUCCACCUUUGUGAGUCUUCUGAAACAAGCCAAUGAGGAGUGGGAAGUGGUUCCCGAGCCCAUAGCUAGAUGGUGCAAUGUCCAGCAAAACUCUGGAAAUGAUUGUGAGGAGCUGAGCACGUCCCAGAAGAACGGCGGGAAUGUGCUGCGGAUGAUGUACGAGAAGCCGGAGAGGUGGGCCUUCACCUUCCAGACCUACGCGUGUCUCAGCAGGAUCCGGGCCCAGCUCGGCGUCCUCGAGGGCAAACUCCAGGACGUGGAGAAUCCCGUGGUCUUCUUCGAGCGGUCUGUCUACAGCGACAGGUACAUCUUUGCAGCUAAUUUGUACGAGUCUGAUUGCAUGAACGAGACUGAGUGGACUAUUUACCAAGACUGGCACAACUGGAUGAAUGAGCAGUUUGGUUCGAAGCUGGCGCUGGAUGGGAUCAUUUAUCUCAGAGCCACUCCUGAGAAAUGCCUGAAUAGGAUUUUCGUGCGAGGAAGAGACGAGGAACAAGAAAUCCCCAUCGAGUAUCUGGAGAAGCUUCACUACAAACACGAAAGUUGGCUCCAGCAUAGGACACUGCGAACAGAUUUUGACUAUCUGCAGGAAAUUCCAAUUUUGACGCUAGAUGUUAAUGAAGAUUUCAAAGGCAAAAAGGACAGAUACGACCAUAUGAUCGAAAAGGUCAAAGAAUUUUUGAGCACAUUAUAAUCCUCUUUGAAGUGCAGACAGAGCCAAACCAUUCCAAACAUCUGUGCGAUCAAAGUCUCAAGUGCAGCUUCUGCUUUUAUAGAGGGCCUCUGGAGAGGCAGGACUCAAUCCUGGUGAUUUGACUGUGAGGAACAAAUAAACUUUGUGAAUAGGGAAAUUACUAAAUAAAUCACUAUGUCUGUUCA